AUUGGUGCCAAAUUAUUGAUAGAUGAAGUUGAAAAAACGAACAAUAAAAAAAGAAUUGAAAUUCCAAAAAAAUGGAAAUGUGUCAUGUGAUCUGGAAAAGAGAUGAAAUUUAAAAGAAAUUUUGGUGGAAAAAGUCGAAUGAAAAAAAGAAAUGGUAUUAUUUAAUUGGCCAAGGAAGAAUUGGGCUAUAAAUUGACAACAUUUGCUAUUGCUUUGAGAAAUACUGUUGAUUAUUGUUGAUUGUUUUUAACCAUUGUUAGUAUUGCUACUAUUGAUUGUAGAUUAUUGCUAUUGCUGAUUGAAUACAGGUGUUUGCUGGAUUUUGUUGAAUUUGAGAUUGAAAGAUGUCAGGAAAGGAAGAUGGCAAGAAGCCCGGAAUCGCUGCUGAUGCAGUGUUAAAGAGCUCUGUUCCUGUGCCAGAGGACUUUGUUGAAGUUGCAGGCAUUGAUUACUCAUCACAGACUGCGUUCAACAUGAGAGCAGUGGAUUUGGUUGCCAGCAUGAAAACCAUUGGGUACCAGGCCUCGUCGUUGGGAAAGGCGUGCGAGAUCAUCGAGGAAAUGCGCCGCUGGAGAGGCAAACACAUCAGCCAGCUCGAGGAGCACGAGAGGAACAAGGGCAAAUUCGACGCUGAGGGCUUCCAAAGAACCACCAUCUUCUUGGGGUACACCUCCAACUUGAUUUCCUCCGGUUUGCGUGAAACCAUCCGGUAUCUCGUGGAGCACCGAUUCGUGGAUGUGUUGGUUUCCACGGCCGGCGGCAUCGAAGAGGACCUCAUUAAGUGCUUGGCUCCCACCUACUUGGGCGAGUUCAGCUUGCCCGGCAAGAAGCUCCGUGACGAGGGCAUGAACCGUAUCGGCAACUUGAUCGUGCCUAACGACAACUACUGCCGGUUCGAGGAGUGGAUCGUGCCCAUUUUGGAUGCCAUGUUGCAGGAGCAGGAAACUGCGGUGCGCGCCCUGGGCUGCGACGCGCUCCACCACGGCAGCAGCGCGUGCUGGACCCCCUCCACCAUGAUCGCCAGGCUCGGCCGCGAAAUCAACGACACAAACAGUGUCUUGUACUGGGCGCAGAAGAACGACAUUCCCGUUCUUUGUCCCGCUCUCACCGACGGCUCCAUCGGCGACAUGUUGUUCUUCCACACCUUCAAGAGCUCGCCCGAACAGCUCCGUUUGGACAUCGUUGCUGACAUCCGUAAAAUGAACUCCUUGUCGAUGGAAGCUGCCCACGCCGGCAUGAUCAUUCUCGGCGGCGGCUUGAUCAAGCACCACAUUGCCAACGCGUGCUUGAUGAGAAACGGCGCAGACUACGCUGUCUACAUCAACACCGGCCAAGAGUUCGAUGGCUCUGACGCCGGUGCCCGUCCCGACGAAGCCGUUUCCUGGGGCAAGAUCAAAGCCGACGCUCACACCACCAAGGUCUACGCCGACGCCACUAUUGUCUUCCCGCUUAUUGUGGCGGCCACCUUUGCGUCCCAAAAGCCCAACUAGCGCUAUGGCUUGUGGUGUGCACGUGUGCAGCUAGUACGUGUGGCAAUGCUGGUUGCCCGAUCAGGUGCUGGACUGCUACCCGGUGAUAUAAAUAGAUGCCGCAGUUGCUGUUUUAUCCGCGUUUCAGCGCGUGUCUUUCUCUCCUCAAACACCGUCUGUG
Molecule: messenger RNA, 1650 nt
Organism: Ascoidea rubescens DSM 1968
Lineage: Eukaryota; Fungi; Ascomycota; Saccharomycetes; Ascoideales; Ascoideaceae
Product: deoxyhypusine synthase family protein
Exons: 1
Coding region: 345-1490 (381 amino acids)
Biological process (GO): peptidyl-hypusine biosynthetic process
Cellular component (GO): cytoplasm
Molecular function (GO): deoxyhypusine synthase activity
Source: RefSeq, a predicted model, not a curated record